UUGUUAAUGUUCUUCAACAGAGUACUUGUUUGUUGUUGAACUGUAUGUAAUCAUCAUUACUGCAACAUGAAUUGAAGCAUCUCAAUGUUUGUGUAUUUUAAUCCAUCGUGCUGCACAGAUGUAACUAUUGUGUUCUAGACCUCUGGAAAGAUAUAUAAUCAGCUAUUGAUGGAACAUCUGUUAUAAAUGAGAUCUCUAGUAACCUAUUUGGGGCAAAUAGCAGCUGUAAAUUUAUACAGUAAAUUAGUCAGGAUUCCACUUGCAGUUUGUGAAAGUAGAGAUAUAGAAGUUGGGCUGGUAGAAGGAAAAACUCUUAUUUUAUUAGCAGUGAAGGAGAUUUUUGAAGAUCUAGUGGUUAGAAUAUUGGCUUUAGAGAGAGGUUAUGCCAGUACUUAUAAAUUAUCUUUUGACUUGAAAUGGGUAACUUGUAUUAAUUAUUUGUUCUCAUCUUUUGCUCAACACAAUUUUUUUUGGUUAAUUUUGGAUAGUAGACCAACACUAUUUUAGUGAUAGAACAAUCGAUUGCCCUAUUACUAGAUUUGGGUGCUAGUAAGAAAUGGUUCUGCUGCCUGUUACAUCUCAUGCUUGUAUAAAAACUAACCAUAGUGGCUUGACUUUUAAUGUAAUUAUAGAAUAUUAUUCUAGUAAUUUGCUUUAAAAUUUCAAUGAAAGUCUUUUCUCAUGGUAAAGUAGGUUUAGUGUUUUAAAUGAUAUAGAAGAUUUCUGGUUUUUGUUUAUAACUAACAUGUAGUGAAGCCAUGUGGCAAUGAUUUUACUCAUCAUGCAGGUGUAUGUAUACUUUUUUUCCAUAGCAAUACUUUUAUUAGGAGGAGCUUUAGCAUGUUAUGGACUUCUAUUAUGCUUGAAAAUGAGCAAAGUUAGAUCUGAGCGAGCUUCAUCUGAAAUGUGGAAGGUUUCAGGUUUAGCUGUUGUUUCUGUGAUCUGUUUCACUUCAAGUUCUUUUGUUGCUCUUUUAACUGAUAUUCCGAUGCUAUAUCACCGGCCUCAACAUCCCAUGAGAGUUGUUUAUACGUCUCUCUUGCUCAUUUUGUAUUAUUUUAUAGGUUCAUCAACACCCUCAGCUUUUAUAUUAUGGAUCAUGAGAGAAUUACCACCAUUAAAAGCAGAAAACAUACAAGAAGCAAGUACAAUAACUUUCAUCACUGAUAGUUCAGCAGUAAUACAACAACCUCAGCGCUGGACAACUUCAACGAGCUUGCAGAAUCAGAUAUCAAGAGUGAGUCCAAUAUAAUUGCGCAAAUGGGUGCUCUCUUUCUGCCAAAUUAGAGAAGAAGGCUUGGAAUUUAUAUUUGAUUGAGAAUGGCUUGGUUGUUACCUUGAGAGGUAUCAACACAAGCGGCUGAGUUACAUCCUUGACUGGCAGUCAGACAGCCGUAAGGUUGCUGUUGCCCAUGGUUUUGACAUUCUUGGCGUGUAUAUAUUGAAAGUAUGCUAAGUGAGGGAUUUUUUUGUGUAUGCACUAGUUCCAAAAAUUUUGAGGUGCAAAUUUUUUCCACUGGUGAAUUCAAAAUGCCUUGCAUUUUAUUCCACGGCUCUUGUUGUUUAAGCUAAUUUAUGUGCAUGCUCUUUGCAAAGUUCAAUUUGUUUACAUUAUGGUUA
This is a messenger RNA of Quercus lobata, 1620 nucleotides long. Its product is annotated as tobamovirus multiplication protein 1-like. The transcript is spliced from 6 exons. The coding region runs from base 767 to 1252 and encodes 161 amino acids. NCBI's taxonomy places the organism in Eukaryota, Viridiplantae, Streptophyta, Magnoliopsida, Fagales, Fagaceae. The record is from RefSeq and is a predicted model, not a curated record.